AUGACCUCGAUAAGAGGUUCCUAUCUCGGGCAAUCAUCAGGUGCGUUAGGAGGUUCCGUAUCCAACUUUCACGGCGGUGCAUAUGGAAGUGCAUCAACCACCAAUACAGGCGCAGUCUCAUCAAUCAGCGGUAGUACGAGGCACGCAGCGAGUUCUGGAUCCGCUGCCACCAAAAAGCGGCCAAUUUCUCCGGAACAAGUACUGAGGUUGUUUGGACCCCAAGGAACUACUUCCAGAACGGGUACGGAACGCAUGGCUGGCAGAAGAGGCCCUUCGCCGGCCAGUAGUCCACCGAGUACGACGCAUCAGGUUUAUCGUGAAAGGCCUAUUAUGCAACAAUCUGUUCCCAACAUUCACGAAUUGUGUACGCGAACAGUUUCUAUGAGUAGAGAUCCUGUGGAUGGUGCUCAUGGUUUUGGAAUCUGUGUGAAAGGAGGAAAAGAUGCAGGUGUCGGUGUAUAUAUUUCCCGGGUUGAAGAAGGUUCUGUAGCAGAAAGGGCCGGACUGAGGCCUGGAGACUCCAUACUAGAAGUGAAUGGCACGCCUUUCACUGCAAUUUCUCAUGAUGAAGCUCUUAAGAAAUGUACACAGAUGCUGAAGUCAUGCAGGCAUCUAAGUAUGACAGUACGAAGUCCACCUUCUUUGCCCAUGCAUCUGCAACAGCAGCCGUCUCUUCAGCAACAACAUGUCAGCAUACCAUCGUCGCACGUCGGAUUGCCACCAAUUGGCGGUGUCUUGGGAACAAAUUCUGGAACCAAUCCUGUAGUUCUGUCUCCGAGCGCACCUAUUCCUGUCGGAGCGCCUUUUGGUGGCAGCGCCCCGGGAUACGGAGCAACUGUUAGGCAAACGUCAUGCUCGUGGAUGGACCGUCAAGGGAGACCGGUUUCACCACCACCAGACUCUAGUAUGGGAAUAUGGUCAACUCGAGAUAGAAGUGUACGAAGGGUAGAACUCUGCAUUCAGCCUGGUCAAUCUUUGGGUUUGAUGAUCAGGGGUGGAGUAGAAUAUCAAUUAGGAAUAUAUAUUACGGGAGUCGAUAAAGACAGCGUCGCUGAGAGGGCCGGAUUAAUGAUUGGUGAUCAAAUUUUAGAAGUAAAUGGUCAAUCUUUUCUGGACGUGACGCAUGAUGAGGCUGUGGGACAGCUGAAAUUUCAUAAAAGGAUGUCACUGGUGGUUCGGGAUGUUGGAAAAGUUCCUCAUUCCUGCACUGCCUAUGACAAUGAACCCUUCGAUCCCGCCAGUCCGACGUCUAGACAACCUAGGUCGCCUGCUCAACAAAUGGUAGAAGAAAAAGCUCGUUCUUUACUACCCCGAGCAGAAUUCAGUGCACUAUGUUACUACACGCAGCAAUAUUGCUCAAGAAGUAUGACUUGCGAAGCCUUAGUCACAGUACUGCAAGAAAUGCUAAAUACACCAGAUAAGUUAACACUGAUGACAGAGCUCCGGGAAAUCAUUUUACCAGAAGAUCGAGUAAGAUUUGAUGAGCUAGUAUACAGAAGGGAUGCCCACAUCGAUCCUCAUGCUCGGGUGAGUAUAAAUUGA
Molecule: messenger RNA, 1542 nt
Organism: Ctenocephalides felis (cat flea)
Lineage: Eukaryota; Metazoa; Arthropoda; Insecta; Siphonaptera; Pulicidae
Product: whirlin-like
Exons: 9
Coding region: 1-1542 (513 amino acids)
Cellular component (GO): stereocilia ankle link complex; cilium; stereocilium tip
Molecular function (GO): protein binding
Source: RefSeq, a predicted model, not a curated record